CUUGGAUACCGCGACGAUGGACCACUGUUCAAUAGAAAGGAAAGUGGAAGAGGGGAGAAGUGCAUUGACCUUUACUCGAGGCCAUGGUUCGGGCAAUAAGGACUAGACUUAGCAUUGUCAAAGAUACAUCUCAUAUAAUAACUAUUCACUUGGUCAGGGUUAAAAAAAAAAAAGAGUUUACGCCUUUCUUUUUUAAUUUUGUUUUUAACCAUGGAUAGAGUGUUCUGCAUUCUUAUCAUUCACGUUGUGGUUCUAAGGGCUUGCAUAGAAAAAAUAGUGAAUGCGCCUCUCCGUAAAGCCUUGGCCUUUGUUUACAUCGACAUUGAAGCACAAGGCCGUCCCAGAUAGCAUGUGCUAUUAAAAAUAUUUUUCAUCUCCGUGCGCACUUUUGAACGACAGUUGCCAUUGUUGGGCAUGGGUCACCGCCUCCCCUAUUACAAAUUACUGACCAUUCUUCCUUCCUUUCUUCUUUCGUUUCCUUCCUUCCUUCUUUCUUUCUUCGCUCUUCAUUCUUCAUUCUUCAUUUUCUAUCAUCUCUUUGUUUUUAUUCAAAUGCUAAUUCAUAUACUGCGCUUUUUCACAGUUUGCUCUUUAUAAAUUCAUUGCUCUUUUCCUCUUCACAUCCUGACCCUGACCCGACCCUUCCUUCGAUUUCAUUUUGCAGAAAGCACCCAACAUCCGUGGAUCGUCAUACCUUCAUUUCAGCUCUUGAUUUCCCUUUUUUCCCUUUUUUUCUCUCUCUCU
Messenger RNA from Lobosporangium transversale, 744 nucleotides. RefSeq lists its product as hypothetical. Bases 415 to 597 code for a protein of 60 amino acids. NCBI's taxonomy places the organism in Eukaryota, Fungi, Mortierellomycota, Mortierellomycetes, Mortierellales, Mortierellaceae. The transcript has a single exon. The record is from RefSeq and is a predicted model, not a curated record.